Molecule: messenger RNA, 2993 nt
Organism: Marmota monax (woodchuck)
Lineage: Eukaryota; Metazoa; Chordata; Mammalia; Rodentia; Sciuridae
Gene: Ddx59
Product: DEAD-box helicase 59
Exons: 8
Coding region: 1005-2846 (613 amino acids)
Molecular function (GO): RNA helicase activity; nucleic acid binding; ATP binding
Source: RefSeq, a predicted model, not a curated record
AGGGUGCGGGGGGCGUUGGCGAGAACUGGAGGCCUCGAGGCUGCCCGCCCUUCCCGAGCCGGUUCGAUUUCGUCAUUUGAAGACUUCGUAUUCUGAGCUAUUCCUUGUUCGCUUAGAGCUGUCCCCACCCACCCCUUUACUCCAGAGAGUUAGGAUGUUCAUUCUGGACCCUCAUUGCGUUUUAUUCUCCCCCUACCCCGGCCCGGAAAAUGGAAUCUGGCAAUUUAUGCCAAUAAUUUUUUUUUAGAAAAAUAUUAGUAUGUUUGAUAGUCCUUAAAUUAAUUAAAAGUGAUCUUUCCCAAUUACUGUAAUUUUACAAACAUAAUUUGUAAGCUCUUUUUGUAAAAAAUAGCUUGUGUUCUGGAGCCAGAAUGCUGGGCCUCAGGCAUUUUACGUGUGAUAAACUUCAUCUCUAGGUGGCUGAGUUUAUGUGUAAAAUGUGUUUAUAUAUAUGAAUAUUUAUAUGCACGUUGAUAUAUUUUAUUAUACUAUAUCGUGUUAUGUAAUUUUUGCAAUAUGGUAUAUAAAAUAUAAUAUAUAUAAUAUGUACACUAACCUACUUUACGCACUAACCUACUUUACACACUAACCUACUUUACAUGAUUGUGAAGAUUAGGUGAGGCACUAAACACUGGUACAAAAUAAGCAGUGCAUAAAUGUUACUUAAAAAUAACAACAUUUUUCUCUAUGGUUUGUGGUUUUGAUUUUAAAGAUUCUAAUUGUGAAGUAUCCCUUCAGUUUUCUUUGUGAAAAUAUUGAAGAAGUAUUUACUUUAGAAUUUCUAUAAUAUCUGAAUCAAAAUGCAAGUAAUCAAUGAAUAGAAGUAAACUCGGCACACCAGGGCUAGGUUGAGCAAUGUGUGCAGUAUUUCUACUGCUCAUGUGUGUAAAGAAAAGACUGUUUUUUGUUUUUGUUUUUAACCAGAAGAAACUGAUAAAUGGAAGAAAAGCUAGGUGUGAAGUAAUGCCAUGUCAUCUUCACUAUUCCCUUGAGAAUAUUGAAGGAUGUUUGUUCCAAGAUCUCUCAAAAUCAAGAGGAAUGCUAAUGAUGACAUCAAAAGUUGUGUUGCUAAGAAAAUUAAGCCAGAAGCCGAAGACCUUCAUUUGGACAAAGGCAGAGAUGUUGAUGCUUUAGUUUCAAAAGAAACCACUGCACCAGACAGGCCCAGAAGCGAAUCAGGCUCCUUUCCCAGUCCUGCUGGCCAGUUGGCUGAGGCAGGCUUGGUAGGACCUGAACAGGGUGCUGAAGAGCCUGUGAAGUCAUUUUCUAAAACACAGCGCUGGGCAGAACCUGGGGAGCCUGUCUGUGUUGUCUGUGGCCGUUAUGGAGAGUAUAUCUGUGAUAAGACAGAUGAAGAUGUGUGUAGCUUAGAGUGUAAAGCGAAACAUCUUCUCCAGGUUAAGGAAAAGGAUGAGAAAUUAAAACUGAGUAGUCGGCAGAAAGCUGGUUCUGAGCCAGAGCCUUCUCCACUUGAUGAUGUUUAUGUCUACAAAGAACACCCCUUUAUUUUGAACCUUCAGGAGGACCAGAUUGAAAAUCUUAAACAGCAGCUAGGAAUUUUAGUUCAAGGGCAAGAAGUCACAAGGCCCAUUAUUGACUUUGAACAUUGUGGUUUCCCUGAGGCCUUAAAUAACAACUUGAAGAAAUCGGGCUAUGAAGUGCCAACCCCCAUCCAAAUGCAGAUGAUUCCAGUGGGUCUUCUGGGGAGAGACAUUCUGGCCAGUGCAGAUACUGGCUCAGGAAAAACAGCUGCUUUUCUUCUUCCUGUUAUCAUCCGAGCUUUAUUUGAGAGAAAAACUCCAUCUGCACUUGUUCUUACACCAACGAGAGAGUUAGCCAUUCAGAUAGAGAGACAAGCUAAAGAACUGAUGAGUGGUCUGCCACGAAUGAAGACUGUGCUUCUUGUAGGGGGCUUGCCUUUACCUCCACAACUUUAUCGCUUGCGACAACAUGUGAAGGUUAUCAUAGCAACCCCUGGGCGACUUCUGGAUAUAAUAAAACAGAACUCUGUAGCACUUGGUGGAAUAAAAAUUGUAGUAGUAGAUGAGGCUGAUACCAUGCUAAAGAUGGGCUUUCAACAACAAGUGCUUGACAUUUUGGAAAACAUUCCAAAUGAUUGUCAGACCAUUUUGGUUUCAGCCACAAUUCCAGCUAGCAUAGAACAACUGGCUAGCCAGCUUCUGCAUAAUCCUGUGAGAGUGAUCGCAGGAGAAAAGAAUCUACCCUGUGCCAAUGUGCGCCAGAUUAUCCUGUGGGUAGAAGACCCAGCCAAGAAGAAAAAACUAUUUGAAAUCUUAAAUGAUAAGAAACUCUUUAAGCCUCCAGUGCUGGUAUUUGUAGACUGCAGACUAGGAGCAGAUCUGUUGAGUGAGGCAGUUCAGAAAGUCACAGGUCUGAAAAGCACAUCUAUACAUUCAGAGAAGUCACAAAUGGAAAGGAAAAACAUAUUGAAGGGAUUACUUGAAGGAGACUAUGAAGUUGUGGUGAGCACGGGGGUCCUGGGACGAGGCCUUGACUUGAUCAGUGUUAAGCUGGUGGUGAAUUUUGACAUGCCUUCAAGUAUGGAUGAGUACGUGCAUCAGGUUGGAAGAGUGGGGAGAUUAGGUCAAAAUGGAACAGCAAUUACUUUCAUCAAUAACAAUUCAAAAAGACUCUUCUGGGAUAUUGCAAAAAGAGUAAAGCCCACAGGAUCUAUCCUUCCUCCACAGUUAUUAAAUUCCCCCUACCUUCACGACCAGAAGAGAAAGGAACAGCAGAAAGAUAAACAGACACAAAACGAUGUGGUUACAGGAGCUAAUCUCAUGGACAUUAUUAGAAAACAUGAUAAGAGUAAUUCUCAAAAAUGAUUUGUUAUGCCACUUUGAAUAAGUUUUGUUGCAUAUUUUCAGCAGAAUUUCUAUAAAUUAUUACUGUGUAAUUUGAGUAAACGAUAAUGUUCAUGAAACAGAAUCUUUAAGAUAGGAUUUUUUAACUUAAUAAAACAUGUAAAGCAA